AUGGCCGCCUUGGACGAAAAGACUGUUCGAAUGGCUCACGACGAAGAUGUGGAGUCUGGGCCGGUCUCCAAAGAGAUCGUCGAACGGAGAGUCUCCGUGAAACAUGGCGACCGAGCUCUCGCCAUUGUUGGAGAUCAACGAGUUGAGCUCACCGAGGAAGAUAACAAACGGAUAAGAAGAAAGACCGAUCGGGUCAUCCUCACCAUCCUGGUCUGGGUCUAUUUCCUCCAGAUUCUCGACAAAUCCGUUCUCGGCUACGGCGCAGUUUUCGGUCUCCAGGAAGACACACAUCUCACGGGCGACCAAUACUCAUUUGUGGGCUCGAUCGCGCCGAUUGCCCAACUCGCCUGGCAACCCUUCUCGUCGUUCCUGAUUGUCAAGGUUCCCCAUCGAACUUUGAUGCCAUCACUCUGCUUGGGAUGGGGAAUUGCUCAAGCCGCCAUGGCGGCGUGCCACAAUUACGGCUCUCUCAUUGCCGCCCGUUUUUUCUUGGGAUUGUUUGAAGCCGGGUGUCUUCCGCUCUUCAGUGUGAUCACCAGUCAGUGGUAUCGUCGCGCAGAGCAACCCAUCCGUGUUGCGGCGUGGUAUGGAACCAACGGUCUGGCCACGAUCGCGGCAUCCGCACUCUCAUACGGCUUGGGGCACAUUCCUUCCGAUGUGUUGGCCGAAUGGCAAAUCAUUUUCCUGUUUGUCGGCCUGGUCACCAUCGUUUCCGCACCCAUUGUGUGGUGGUUCUUAGACGAUGAUAUUCCGUCGGCUCGCUUCUUGACCGAGCACGAGAAGGCACAGGCCAUUGAACGUCUCCGUGCCAAUCAGACCGGGACGGGCAACCGCGAAUUCAAAUGGCGUCACAUCGCGGAACUCGCAUGGGAGCCCAAGACGUACCUCUGGAUUGGAUUGUCCCUCCUUCUCAACGUGGGCGCCGCCGUGACCAACACCUUCGGUCCCCUCAUUCUGAAGGGGGUGGGCUUCGACAAGUACAAGACCUCGUUGCUCAAUAUCCCAUUUGGCGUGAUGCAAGUGCUGGUCAUCCUUCUCGCCUCGUACGCCGCACAAAAAGCCAAAGUCAAGUCCGUCGUCCUGGCUGCGUUGAUGCUUCCUGUCAUUGCCGGUCUCGCCGUGCUGUACGUCCUGCCGCGCACAUCCGGCGAGACCGCCGGCCUUUUGGUGGCGUACUACCUCCUGGCCUUCCUUUUCGGAGGCAAUCCUCUCAUUGUCUCGUGGAUUGUCGGAAACACGGCCGGCAGUACGAAGAAAUCGGUCAUCAUGUCCCUGUACAAUGCUGGUUCCUCUUCGGGCAAUAUCAUCGGACCCCUGCUCUUCAGCAAGGAGGAUGCGCCGGCCUAUCACCCGGGGUUGCGCAAAGUUUUGGCCAUCUUCGUGACCAUGGUCGCGGUCAUCUUCAUCCAGCUGGCCAAUUUAAUGUUCCUCAAUAAGCUCCAAUCGAGAAAGAGAGUCAAGAAUGGCAAGACAGCCGUGAUCAAAGACCAUUCGAUGGAGGACCAAUAUGUUGCCAUGGAUGAGACCGAAGGCGGCCAAAGAUUGGGUGACAACGCAUUCUUGGAUUUGACGGAUCGUCAGAAUGAUGAGUUUACAUAUAUUUAUUGA
Molecule: messenger RNA, 1608 nt
Organism: Rhinocladiella mackenziei CBS 650.93
Lineage: Eukaryota; Fungi; Ascomycota; Eurotiomycetes; Chaetothyriales; Herpotrichiellaceae
Exons: 2
Coding region: 1-1608 (535 amino acids)
Biological process (GO): transmembrane transport
Cellular component (GO): membrane
Molecular function (GO): transmembrane transporter activity
Source: RefSeq, a predicted model, not a curated record